AUGACAACGCUAACAGAGGAGCGAAUCGUCCUGAACAGGAAGAAGAAGUUUGGGAUUUCUGGGUCAAGAGACUUUAACAGUAACUUUGAUUUUGGAGAGCGAGACACUCUGAACCCUGAUGAUGACUGGGCGAUGGCCGACGUCAUCAAACAGCUGAAGAAGAAGAGAGUUGUGACGACCCUGGAUCAGAAAAUUGAGAAAAUCAGGAAGAAGAGAAAAGCUGAGGAGAAAUCAUCUCAGACUGACGCUGAUGAAGGUCCUGCAGUGAAAAACCAGGAUGAUGAGGAGGAAGUUCAGGCUGAGAGAGGUGAAGAUAAUGAUGAAGAAGAGGAUGAGGAAAAAGAUGAUGAUGAGGAGGGGAAAGAAGAUGAUGAAGAUGAAUUUGACUCGAGUGAUGAGGAAAUUCUAACCAAAUCAGACACCUUGAGAGAGAAAGAAAAACGUGGGAGGAAGAGGAAGGCUGGAAUGGAGGCCGCAGAGUCGUACUCCGAAGACGCGUCUCAGUAUGAUGAUCAGCUGACGUUUGAUAAUAUGAACCUAUCCAGACCCAUCCUGAAGGCCAUCACAGCUUUGGGCUUCAAGCUCCCGACUCCCAUUCAGAAAGCCUGUGUUCCUGUCGGCUUACUGGGCAGAGACCUCUGUGCCUGUGCUGCUACUGGGACAGGGAAGACAGCUGCUUUCAUGCUGCCAGUGCUGGAGCGUUUGGUUUACAAGCCGAGGACGUCCCAGGUGACCCGGGUCUUGGUUCUUGUUCCGACGAGGGAGUUGGGUAUCCAGGUUCACUCUGUGGCUCGUCAACUGGCCCAGUUCACCUCCAUCACCACCUGCCUGACUGUUGGUGGUUUGGACCUGAAGUCUCAGGAGGCGGCUUUGAGGGCGGGGCCAGAUGUCCUGAUUGCUACACCUGGUCGACUGAUCGAUCACCUCCACAACACGCCGAGCUUUGAGCUCUCUCACAUUGAGAUCCUGAUCCUGGACGAGGCUGACAGGAUGUUGGACGAGUACUUUGAAGAACAGAUGAAGGAGAUCAUCAGGUUGUGUUCCUACAACAGACAGACCAUGUUGUUCUCUGCCACCAUGACGGACGAGGUGAAAGACCUGGCAGCGGUUUCGUUGAAGGAGCCAAUCAGGAUCUUUGUUAACAGCAAUACUGAUGUGGCCCCGUUCCUACGACAGGAGUUUGUCAGAAUCCGACCAAACAGAGAGGGCGACCGAGAGGCUGUGGUGUCCGCUCUUCUGACCCGGACGUUCCAGGAUCAUGUGAUGGUGUUCACUCAGACGAGGAAACAGGCUCAUAGACUUCACAUCCUGCUGGGUCUGAUGGGACUGAAUGUCGGAGAACUGCACGGAGAACUGAGCCAGAGCCAGAGGCUGGAGAACCUCAGGCGUUUUAAAGAUGAACAGAUCGAUAUCUUGGUGGCGACAGAUGUUGCAGCCAGAGGUUUGGACAUUGGUGGAGUGAAAACGGUGAUAAACUUCACCAUGCCCUCCACAGUCAAACAUUACGUCCACCGUGUUGGUCGAACGGCGAGAGCCGGUCGCUCUGGACGUUCCGUGUCUCUGGUCGGAGAGUCUGAGAGGAAGAUGUUGAAGGAAGUGGUGAAAUCAGCCAAGAACAGCGUGAAAGCUCGAGUCCUGCCACCAGAGGUGAUCCUGAAGUUCAGAGAUUUGAUCUCGAAAAUUGAAAAAGACGUUGGAGCUGUGAUGAAGCUGGAGAGAGAAGAGAGAGAGCUGGCUGCAUCUGAGGCCAAGUUGAGUGUUGCUCAGAAACGUCUCAAUGGCUCCGCCCCUUCCUGCCAAUCCCAGAGAGUUUGGUUUCAAACUGAACAAGAGAGAAAACAGAAUCGUGUGUCUAAAGCUCUGCAGGAGUUCGACAUUGCCCUCAGAGGAAAAAAGAAGAGACAGAAGUUUCUGAAAGACGGAAAGAAGAAAGUACUGACGGUAGCAGCCAAUCAGAAACCUGGAAAAGCAGGCAGGAAGUCGGCCUUUGAUAAAGAACUGACCAACACCAGCGGAAAGACUCUGAAACACUACAGAGCUGGACCGUCCUUUGAGGACAGGAAGCGGUUGGGCUUGGACAGGAAGCGUUCUGGUGCCUCCAGGUACAAGAAGAAGAAGUGACACACAAGAUGGCCGCCUCAUCGCUCUAUUCUCACUGUGUAAAUCGUUUCCUGUUUAUUAAAGAACUUUCAAAAAAGC
Molecule: messenger RNA, 2199 nt
Organism: Paralichthys olivaceus (Japanese flounder)
Lineage: Eukaryota; Metazoa; Chordata; Actinopteri; Pleuronectiformes; Paralichthyidae
Source: RefSeq, a predicted model, not a curated record